ACUCUUAAUGCAGAUCUUCAUUAAGACUCUGAAUGGGAAGACCAUCGCUCUCGAUGUGAUCCAUAUGGAUACAAUAGAAGAAAUCAAGCAACAAAUCAAAGAUCGAGAAGGCAUUGAGCCUCACGACCAAAGACUCAUUUAUGGAGGCAAGAGUUUAAACGACGAUAAAAGAACCCUUGCAGAUUAUAAUAUCGCCAAGGCUUCGACUAUUUACCUGGUCCUCAAGCUUCAUGGGGGCUAUAGUGGGAGAAAUAAUCGAAACUGAAGUGCUUGAGUCUUUUAAAACUAAAC
This is a messenger RNA of Moneuplotes crassus, 291 nucleotides long. Lineage: Eukaryota; Ciliophora; Spirotrichea; Euplotida; Euplotidae. The record is from the annotation of a GenBank genome assembly.